Molecule: messenger RNA, 1715 nt
Organism: Hyaena hyaena (striped hyena)
Lineage: Eukaryota; Metazoa; Chordata; Mammalia; Carnivora; Hyaenidae
Gene: GPRIN2
Product: G protein regulated inducer of neurite outgrowth 2
Exons: 1
Coding region: 1-1377 (458 amino acids)
Biological process (GO): neuron projection development
Cellular component (GO): plasma membrane
Source: RefSeq, a predicted model, not a curated record
AUGAGCACCGACCGUCCCGACCAGGGUGCCCGGCCGCCCCGGAGCCCCUUCCCGCAGCCCCUGUCUCGGAGCUCUUCCAGCCUGUUGGGUGAAGGCCAGGGCCAGAGACCGGAGCUCCGCAAGAGUGCCAGCAGCACCGUAUGGCAGGCCCAGCCGGGGGAGGCCGGCGCCGGUCCGCGGGUCCCGGAGGAAGAGGAGCAGCACACUGAGAGUCCGGAGCGGGCACAGGCCUCCAGCCCCCGGCCUCGGCCCCGUGCUGUGGGCCACUGGCGGAGCAGCACUGUGGGCAAUGUGUCCACCGUGGGCGGGGGUGACCUGGGUCGCCUGCGGGCCCCCGGUGCCGCUGCCAUGCAGAGGAGCCACUCAGACCUGGUCCGGAGCACCCAGACCCGGGGCCGCAGUGGCGCCCAUAAGGCCAGCCUUAGCUGCUCGGCCCUCGGCAGCUCACCUGUGCACGGGGCUCGGCUGCAGCCCUGUGGUACUUCUGGCCAGGGAGGCCGGGCCACCGCGGGCCUAGAAGGGGACCUGGCUCCAGAGGAAGGGACGUCAAACUCAGCCUGGACACUGGGAGAGCGUCAGGUGUGGGUGGCACCACUAGACCCGGGAGGGACAACCACCCACAGCAGCAGCCCCCAGGCUGGGCCCAAAGCUGCCGGGGAGCCAGCCACCACCCCUUGCCAUGCCCUGUCCCCAGCAACUCUGCACUGCGGUAUGAGGGAGGUGGGGACCAGUGGCUGCUGUCAUGCCCUGCCAGCCCCAGGGAUCCUGGCCUUUCCCAAGCUAGUGGCAUCGGUGAGUGAGUCUGGGCUACAGGCUCAGCAUGGGGUGAAGUUCCAGUGCAGGUUGCCUGGGGGGCUCCCUGGGCAUUCCCACUGCUGUGCCCACCCUUGGGGUCCCACCGGCUUAGCCACGGAGCCUGGCACCAGGACCAAGGAUGUAUGGACCAUGACCUCAGCCAGUGACUUGGCCCCCGUGCUGACAUCCUCUCUGUCUGCCCAGGAUGCUGGUGUGCAGGCAGCCCCCAUGGCGGUCUGCAAGGCUGUGGCCACCAGCCCGCCUCUGGAAGCCCCCAUGGCCCUGCACACAUUCCCAGAGGUAAUUCUGGGGUCCAGCCUGGAGGAGGCGCCAUCCCCUGUGCGAGAUGUGCGAUGGGAUGCUGAGGGCAUGACCUGGGAGGUGUAUGGAGCUGCAGUGGACCCUGAAGUGCUCGGCGUGGCCAUCCAGAAGCAUCUGGAGAUGCAGUUUGAGCAGCUGCAGCGGGCGCCCACCAGCGAGGACAGCCUGUCCGCGGAGGGCCGAAGGGGGCCACUGCGUGCUGUCAUACAGUCCCUGCGGCGCCCCAGCUGUUGCGGCUGCUCCAGUGCAGCUCCCGAGUGAGGAGCAGUGGCUCUCAGAGCUAUCCCAGGCCCGUGGACUCAGCCCCAGGCCGGGGACAGGAGGGGCCCUGUGCUCCUUGGACCUGCUGGCAGCCGGGGACAUGUCUCUGCCAUUGGCUGACCGCCGAGCAUGGGACUGCAGCCCGGGGGCUUCCUGCCCCUUGCAGCUGGGCUGGUUUUUAAGGGCUUGAUUCCCAAGAGCCACGUCUCUGCACACCCAGGCUCUGAACUUUGGGACAGACUUUAAGCACUGUGCGUAAGGGAGAUCCUGAUUUUUCUGUAAAAAUACUCAGCGUUCUGUUUAGUGUAUCCUCAGAACUCUGCCAUGAUUUCCCCUAG